CUACGCCGGGAAAGGGCGUUUCACUACGCUCGUUUGUCGUUGCAGUUUAUGCUGCUGCAAAAGCUCUCUUACGGCUAACAGGCAGAAAGAUCUACUGACAGGACCUAUCUCACAAGUUACGCCCGAGUGUUGCGUUUAGCGCUACCGUUGCCGGUUUAAAGUUGGAGAUGGAUAGGCUCUCAGUGUCGACUAGUGCGACGAUAGUUUUUCUGUCUUUAAUUGGAGUGCUAUUUGGACAGAGGACUUGUACCACCACUCAAGUCAGCUACCAGACCACAUCGUCAGUGGGCUACUACUCAGAGCCCUACUCCCAGAACUACGGCUGUGGAUUUUGGGAUUGGUCGCGCUGCAGUCGCACAAGAUACAGGUCGAGAACAAGAGCUGUGUAUCGACAAACCGCAGUAUAUCGUACUGUAUGCUGCUCUGGCUAUACUGGGAGCCGCUGUGAAGCUGUGUGUUCUCCAUCUUGCCGAAAUGGAGGGACCUGUUCAUCGCCAAACUCAUGCUCAUGUCAAAGUGGAUGGACUGGAAGCAUAUGCACUCUCCCCGUUUGUCCAUUUGGGUGUGCAAAUGGUGGGACCUGUACAAGACCCAGAGUAUGUUCUUGCCGGAGUGGAUGGACUGGAGCGACUUGCAGUCAGCCUGUUUGCAAUCCAAGUUGUGAGAACGGUGGAACGUGCACAUCGCCCAAUACGUGUACAUGCCAGAAUGGAUGGAGUGGAGACUCAUGCAAUAAUGCCGUCUGCCCUUCUGGGUGUGCAAAUGGUGGGACCUGUACAAGACCCAGAGUAUGUUCUUGCCAGAGUGGAUGGACUGGAGCGACUUGCAGUCAGCGUAUGUUGAUUCUCAUUUCAAUGGUUGAAUGACUAUAGCUAACAUGAUUUUUCAGCUGUCUGCACUCCAAGUUGUGAGAACGGUGGAACAUGCACAUCACCCAAUACGUGUACAUGCCAGAAUGGAUGGAGUGGAGACUCAUGCAAUAAUGAUAUCAAUGAAUGUGCUGUUGACAAUGGUGGGUGUCAUCAUACGUGCCACAACACAGCUGGAAGUUUUGAGUGCAGAUGUAACUCUGGGUACUCUCUGGCAUCAGAUGGUAGAACAUGCAAUGAGCCACCAGCUGUGCCCAGGAAUAUAGUAGUGUCGAAUGUGGGAAAACGGACUGCCACAGUGUCGUGGGUUCCACCACCCAACACCUUCCCCAACCAACUCACUGCUGUGUCCGCCUACCGCAUCUGUGCAUCACAGAACCAAUUCCAGGAGGGAAACCGUGUCGUCACUGCAGGACAACAGUCUCGAAUGUAUGAGUUCACGAACCUUGAAGAGUAUACAGCAUACUUCUUCCAUGUGGCAGCCUUUAAUUCGUUUGGAGAAGGAGCUUCAAAUGAUCCGAUAGAGGCUACCACUCUUGAAGCAGCUCCAUCAGCUGCCCCACUUGCAGUCCAGGCAUUUCCCAACAGCUCCUACAACAUCACCAUCUUAUGGUCCCCACCCCCCGAAAUUGACAGAAAUGGUGUGAUAAUCUACUACGAGAUUCAACUAACAGAGACAGAGAAUGGAACUGAAUUUCAAUGGACAUCUCCUGAACUCACUACAACACGUGGUUCACUUCAUCCCCACUUUCACUAUGAGUUUAGAGUUGCAGCCCAUACUUCCAUUGGAACAGGGCCUUUCUCUGCUGUUGAAACCGUUCAAACUUUGCCAGCAGCUCCUACAGCAGCACCUACACAACUGAGAGUUUCAAACUUUGACUCGUCCACGAUUGCACUAGUCUGGGAGCCUCCGCCAUUUACUGAUCGAAACGGAGACAUUGUCCGCUAUCAUAUCAGAGUUACUGAGCAAGAAACGCAGACUAUAUUUGAGUACAGCAGUACAAGUCAACACUACACUCUGACUUCUUUGCAUCCGUACUACAACUACGUCAUAUCCAUUGCUGCAGAGACAGUUGGAGUGGGUCCAUUUACUACUGGUUUGCUUCAACCAACUAUGGAGUCAGUUCCUAGCAGUGCCCCAGGAAACUUUUCCAUGGCCGUUGUUAAUUCAACCUCCAUUUUACUGUCUUGGAGUGAGCUACCACUGCCGGAGAGAAACGGUGUUGUUCAGGGCUACACCAUUUGUCUCACAAAUGUUAGAAACGGAAGAGAUACUGAUUAUAGUGCUGUCUCGGGGCCAUACAGCAUUGUAAAUCUUCAUCCCGAUUUCACUUACCGUGCUGAAGUUGCUGCAGUUACAGUGGUUGGUGCUGGUCCUUUUUCUUCUCAGAUUGAAGUAAGACUGCCAGAAGCAGCUCCCAGCGGACCACCUACACAUUUCUCAGUUGAUGAAUUAUCGCCUCGUUCAAUUACUUUGAAAUGGGGGUAUCCACUUGAGGAAGAUAGAAAUGGAGUCAUUUCUGGUUUCAGAGUACGUUUCAUCUCAAACAAUUUUACAGAUCUUGAAGUUGAAAAUGCUACAAUAACCAUUGAAGAAGUGAAGCCAUUUACACUUUACUAUGCUGAAGUAGCAGCUUUUACGAUGGUGGGCAUAGGACCAUACACUGUGAGAAUACGUGUCCUUACGCCCGAAGAUGUUCCAAGCCCUGUCAGCACGACGAUGUUGGAAGCCAUACAAGGAAGUCCUACUCAGUUAACGGUGCAGUGGAGGCCUCCGGAGGAACCAAAUGGAGAGCUGCUAGCGUACAGCGUGUGCUGCAGGGAGUCGACCCAGCAGCCACUGUGUGACUGUGACUCUGCCAUCAGUGUCAGCUCGACAUCAUGUCCCUGUGGAGACUUGGAACAGGAUACCUCCUAUCAUCUACAAGCUAUGUUCCCAGUGGGUUUGCCUCACGUGAAGGUCAUAGGAGGAUUCUCGCCAUACACCAACUAUACCUGCUUCAUGACGGCUAAUACUUCCGCUGGGGAAAGCAGUCCAGGCAUUCCCCACUCAUCCACUACUGACGAGUCAACCCCCGCAGAUGAGCCGCAAGAUAUAAUGGUGAAUUCCUUGAAUUCCACGGCUAUACUAAUCCAAUGGAGUCCUCCACACAUUCCAAAUGGCAUCAUCCUCUUUUACACCAUCUACAUCAACGAUAGUAUUACAUUCAAUAUCAUUGCUGCCUACCAAAACUCGUUCAUGUUUGGUUGGCUUUCUCCGUAUCAGCUGCUCAAUGUACGACUGUCUGCCAGUACUAAGGUCGGAGAAGGGCCUCUGACUGAGUCUCAAAGUGUUACCACUGAUGAGUCAGUGCCCGGUGCAGUAGAUAAUCUGGAGGUCCUUGUAUUGAAUGAUAGACCUUCCACAUCUCUUGGACCUCCACUGUCUCCAAUGGAGUACUGACUGGAUAUCAAGUUGUGGUCACCAAUAGAUGAAUUCCAGCGAAACGAAGUUGGACUGUGGUCGCUGCUAAUGUUACAGAGCUGAAUACUACAAGUGUAUCCCCCACUAUGUUGAUACAGUGUCGAGUGAUGGCCUCUACUAAGUGUGGGAGCUGGAGACUCAGUAAGUGAUAGAGUAUGCCAAGGAGGAAGUUUCCAGGAAGCUCUCCCUUAUACUAUCAACAAGCACUCGUAUCUCAGGGUCCCCACUGGUAGUGUGGAGUGGUGAUAUGAGCUCGUAUGACCUGAGAGGGUGCUGGUGUCCUAUGAGAUUGCUACCAGAGUGUGAGAUCUGGCCAGUGUCCCGCAGUCACUCCACCACCAUGACACUGUGUCUAUUACGCAGGAGAUGUUGGAGUGACUGGUUUAAGACUGGACUCAGUAUCUGUGUGUGGGUAGCUGGGACGACCAGUCCCGGGGUUUGACCUUCUCAUACACUCUCGUUAUUUCCAUGGUACGUCACACUAUUUUCACCAACCUGUCCCUCGAGAGGCAAAACUGCUCAAAUGGAUCAAAGGGGCUGGAUGAAUAGUAGCGGACUGAGCUAGAGACAUAAUGCAGAAUAGAACUUGUCUGCCGCUGCGAAUUCCCCAGUGACUACAUUGCAGAUAGACAAGCUGAAGUGUAUGAACCAGCGCCUCGUAUUUCCGGGCAGGAUUGUGAGCACUCACACAUCAGUGAAGGCACUGAUCUUCUGGCAGACCUUACAAUGUGGAGUAUCACCUGAACCAACUGUGACAGCUAACGGUGAAGAACUACACGUUAUGAGAACAGUAAUGAGCCUACAGAGAAAGCUAGAGCAGAACAUAAAGAAGAUUAGUGAUUCCGAACAGUUUUCCCAUGUGGACUGCUCUGCUCCAGUGGGAGGUGUGUGUGGUUUUAUAGUUGUUAUACUGGCUGUGGCUACUGGAACUGGUUGUGGCCGGCCGUGCGAGACAAAAGACAAAUCAUCGUUGUUACGGCAGCCAGACUUCUGUUGCUGGCUGCUGCCAUGGCCAAUGAGAAUGCGAUCGCUAUUCCUACAUCACUCCUGGAUGAAAAUCAUGAUUGCCCUUCGAAGGAACAUUCCAUGUGAAGUUGAGAAGCCAGGAAGGAGGAGAGUAUCGAUUAUGACUUGCCUGUAGUCCGAGGAUGAAUGUGUCAUGAGGAUCCGGACGAGUUGAUGGAGACCACCGUGGAGGGGACCUGGCAUUUGCACCCAUGUAUCACGUAGUAGCACCUGAACAGGUGAUGGUAGCGAGUGAGCGACUGAGGAAGAAGAGAUGUAACAGCGAGAUUAAAGACUGAAAGA
Messenger RNA from Geodia barretti, 4641 nucleotides. The record is from the annotation of a GenBank genome assembly. NCBI's taxonomy places the organism in Eukaryota, Metazoa, Porifera, Demospongiae, Tetractinellida, Geodiidae.